UUGUGGCCAACCAGCGGGUGUAACAUCGCAACUGAGGAGACAGUGAAGGGAGAAAACAGCCUCCCUCUGUCUGUAGUAACCGUAUCAGCCGCGGAGAACCGGACAGUUGUUACCCCCCGAUACCCGGACACGUCCUCCCGCCUCCCGCAGGAUGAGUGUCGGUGCUCCGAGGGCCCUGGCCAGCUCGGGGCAGAAGCCCAUCACGGAGAUCCUCCACCCGCUGUCCGCAGCCGAGGAGCCGCUCUCCGUCACCGUCGGAGGGGACAAGCAGGAAGUGGGGCUGACCAAUGGCACGCCGGUGGAGACGUCGAGUCCCGCCUCCACGUCCUCGCUCUUCAACCGGCUGCAGCUGGACGACGACCUGGAAGCAGAUGUGCGGGACCCCUACGCAGACAGCACGGAAAUGCGUGACCUUUUCGUCACCGUGGACAACCCAAAGAAGCACAUCUCCACCAUGGAGACCUACAUCACCUACAGAGUCUCCACCAAGACAUCACGGGUGGAGUUUGACCUCCCGGAGUACUGUGUGCGGCGGCGAUACCAAGACUUUGAUUGGCUGAGGAUCAAGCUGGAGGACAGCCAGCCCACCCACCUCAUCCCUCCGCUGCCCGAGAAGUUCGUGAUGAAGGGCGUGGUGGAUCGUUUUUCGGAGGAGUUUGUGGAGACGAGGAUGAAGGCUCUGGACAAGUUCCUGAAGAGAGUUGCCGAUCACCCCGUCCUCUCCUUCAACCCACAUCUAAAUGCUUUCCUGACGGCCAAGGACCUGAACAAGCGUCAGGGUCUCGCCCUGCUGUCCAAGGUGGGCGAGUCGGUGAAGCACGUUGCCGGGGGUUACAAGCUGCGGGCGCGGCCGGCAGAGUUCUGCGCCAUGGGAGAAUAUCUGGACACCUUCAACCAGAAACUGGGAACCAUCGAUCGCAUCGCUCAGAGGAUCCUCAAAGAGCAGUCAGAGUACCUGACGGAGCUGCGUGAGUACGGCAGUGUGUACUCCAGCUGGGUGGGGUCUGAGGAGGAGCUGCGGCGCCCCCUGGAGGGCGUGGCCGGCUGCGUGACCACGAGCUGCGGAGCGCUGGAGGACCUCGGGGACAACAUGAGCCUGGACUUCCUGCCUGUGCUCCGAGAGUACGUCCUCUACCUCGAGUCCAUCAAGAAUGUUUUGAGGAAGCGAGACCAGAGCCAGGCGGAGUACGAGGGCCGACUAGAAGCAGCCAUACUUCGCAAACAGGAGGACAGAACGCCAAUGCCGCUGGAGGUGGAGAAGUGCCAGGACAAAGUGGAGUGUUUCAACGCGGACCUGAAGGCCGACUGGGAGCGCUGGCAGAGCAACAAGAGACACGACUUCAAGCAGCUCCUCACCGGCAUGGCCGACAGAAACAUCAACAGCUAUGAAAAGAGCCAGGCAGCGUGGGAGUCGCUCAUCACUCUCCUCCAGGACAAACAGACUGAGGACAAAACGAGCGAGACGAACUGAACCUCGAGUUUCUCUCCGUGUCACACACUCUCCCACGCCGAGGAGAAGAGGAGCCGCCGGGCUGCAGGGAGAAACUGCCGGACCCUGACCCUGUUCUCCUGGGGGGGGGGCUUCCACACUCGCAGAGGUCUGACCUGGGAGUGAGGUAACAAACGGUACAUUCAAGGACAGCUGGGAAAGAGGAAAGACCUACUAUGUACAGACUAUUUCCUUUUUGUUCUUUUAUUGACUUUUUCUACUUAACUAUUUCCAAUUAACAGUCGGUUGCCAAUGCUUACCUGUGUUUAUUUAACUCGUUGUCUCACUGAGGCAUUCUCUGUCUGUUUCCCCAUUUUCACAUUGAGCCAAAUGUGAAGGAUCACUCUUCAGCGUUGCAGAAAUCAGAUUAAAUGGUAAAACAUGAAGUAUACAGAGCGUCCCCAAGAUUUAUUUUUGAUGUCAGGUUGUAAAAGCUUCACCUUGUGAAAUACUCUCUCAUCUCUUUAAGUUUGGUCUAUAAAUAACAAUCAACAUCCUUUAUUUAAAUGGACACAUGUUAUUUGUAUGCAUGUUUAAGCCCAUCAACUCUUUGUUUUUCAAAGGCAUACAUUUGAUUGUUAUAAUAAAAAUCUAAUUGCAGAGAUUUAUUACAAUCUGGCGCAUCCAA
Trematomus bernacchii (emerald rockcod) is the source of this 2117-nucleotide messenger RNA. RefSeq names its product sorting nexin family member 30 (gene snx30). The transcript is spliced from 9 exons. Gene Ontology annotation, molecular function: phosphatidylinositol binding. Bases 152 to 1471 code for a protein of 439 amino acids. NCBI's taxonomy places the organism in Eukaryota, Metazoa, Chordata, Actinopteri, Perciformes, Nototheniidae. The record is from RefSeq and is a predicted model, not a curated record.